AUGUAUCGUAUCAGACAAUAUUUCAACAAGCAAUUAUUGCUAAAACGUAAACAACAACAACAACAACAACAACAGCAUCGUCACUUUACUCAUAAAGACGACAAUGAUAGCGAAUUUAUUGGAUGUAUUCCGGUUGAUAAAAUUGAGAAACGAUUUAUGCGAAGUAGUGGUCCUGGCGGUCAGAAUGUUAAUAUGGUGAAUACAAAAUGUCAAAUACGAUUUAAUUUAAAUGAAGCGGACUGGUUGAGCCCGAAAAUUCAAGAAAUAUUCCGGAAACGUUUUGUUCGAUUGCUCAAUAAACAACAUGAUGUUGUAAUUUCAUCAGAUAAAUCAAGAAUUCAGGCAGAGAAUCAAGAAGAUUGUUUUAAAAAGUUGCACGCUAUGUUACUAGAAUGCAACAAAGAGCUAUUGGAUAAUAGACCACCUACAGAUCAGGAUAAAGCAGUUAUGGAUAAUAGAAUGAGAAGAGCAGCACAGCGAAGAUUAUAUGCAAAACGUAUCCAUUCUGAGAAGAAGAAAAAUCGAGAUCCAUAUGAGUUUAUUUGA
Messenger RNA from Cercopithifilaria johnstoni, 546 nucleotides. The record is from the annotation of a GenBank genome assembly. NCBI's taxonomy places the organism in Eukaryota, Metazoa, Nematoda, Chromadorea, Rhabditida, Onchocercidae.